CCUUUCCUUUAGUUUGUGUUGCCUCCGAGUUUGAACUCGAGGCGUUGCUCGCGUGUAAUAUUGAUUGACUUAGGCCUCGCUUUUUCUGGGCGAAAGAAGCGAAGCGCGCUGCGUGUGUGAGCAGCAUUGUUCAUCAUCUUGACCAUUGCUGCGGGUCUGCAUCGGGACAUAUAAGACCGCAUUGGAAGGCGACACAAUGGCAGCACCAACGCGGUUCGUCGCCCUGCCGCGCACACCAUCGCCUAAGAUCCGGAUCCACCGCUCGCAGUCCUUCGACUCGCCCUCGUCCCGCAUCUCCGUCACCCCCAUCGACGACUCGCCCUAUUCCAAGUCCACGAGCGCAAUCUCGAAGCCGCUCCCAAGGUACGAUGCCCUGGGCGCCACGGAACACGCCAUAACAGCUCGCAAGCCAAUUGUUCUACACACCAAGAUGAGCGACGAGAGUAUGCUGUCCAGCGCCUCGUCAUCGGCUUCCAGCUCCCCGACCUCAGACAACGAGGCAUUCGGUCUGUUCUCCGGGUCACCGACCGCGCCGUCCCCUGUGCCGGCCACAACGCACGCGCGCCCCCAGCGUAGGGCGCGCCCUGCCCACGUAAACACUAAGCCAGAUAUCAUGCCUGCUCCGCCAGAGAUCCUUUCUUCCUCGCUGGCACUGUCAAUAUACCAGGAUCCGACCGUGCCGAUGUAUGACCCCUGGCUGGUACGCGUAGUGCUCGACAUGUAUGACAUCCGUGGCUUUGACUGGAUGAUGAUUGCGGAGCCCAUUGAGAGGAUCUGGGGCUUCAAGACGAGUAGUGCGGAGGUGCUGGGUAUUCUGAGUAACAAUGGAAGAGUCGGGAGAAGAUGGUGGGACUGAGCAACAUUGCACCUGGGCGAUAAGGCGACGGGAUGAUUGCAUUGCAUAUGGUGUUACUAUCGAUUGAGUACCGGGAAGACAUCGGGCAUGGUCUAGGAUAGGUUACAAGCAAGACGGUACGGAGUUUUUGCCAGGACGGAACGGCAACGGGAACGUGCGUGAGUGGUGCUUAGUGCUUUAUUUCCUUUGGCGUUUGGUGGGUUUGGGCUCGCAUGUUGCGCUGAUUUCCUUUCUUCUCGCAUCUCGUUAUCUUUGCUGCCUUCCUGUCCAAUUUUUGUCUCCUGCAUUUACUGGAUAUGACUAACGACCUCACGACUCAACGACGGGAAGGAUGUGGAUGACUGGUACAUCAUCACGAGUAACGAUUAAUGUUCAUAGGAAUUGGC
This is a messenger RNA of Paraphaeosphaeria sporulosa, 1242 nucleotides long. RefSeq lists its product as uncharacterized. Bases 197 to 856 code for a protein of 219 amino acids. The transcript has a single exon. The record is from RefSeq and is a predicted model, not a curated record. NCBI's taxonomy places the organism in Eukaryota, Fungi, Ascomycota, Dothideomycetes, Pleosporales, Didymosphaeriaceae.